UGGGGCGAGGGGAAAUGGAAAAAUCCACGGCGGAUAAAAGUGGAAGAAGACAAGGGUGGAAUCAGGGAGGGAUCCCUGCCGUCGAUCAGGCUUUGCCUCGGGAUCAGUUGUUCUUGGUAUGAAAAAGCGAGCCACGUGAUUAAAGAGGAGGGAAGUCUGUUUUCACCGCUGCACAUCUGCAGGAGCUUCGUCAUCAAUAACUCAUACUCAGGUGUAUUCAACAACUGGAGUUAGUACAUAUAGUCUCUGGCCUCCCUCUUCCAAUUCUCCUCAUUCGCCCCAUUUGGAAGAGUUUUGCUACCCUCCCUUGGCCCCCCUGAUAAUGGAGGAUGUCCAUCUUUCAUAGGAUUCAGUCCUUUGGGGUUUGAGUAUAGGAGCAUUAUGGAUCCUGAACCGGGGAGGUGUAGAAGAACUGAUGGGAAGAAAUGGAGAUGUGGCAAAGAUGUCAUUCCUGAUCAAAAGUACUGUGAGCGGCACAUGCACAGAGGUCGCGGGCGUUCAAGAAAGCUUGUGGAAGCUUCUGAAAUCACUUCAGAGUCUGUUCCUGUAAAUCUUCAGCUAGCAACUCCCUCUCCGAAAAGCAGUAGCAACAAUUCUAUUGGCAAGGAUUCUACCACAUCCGCUAUUAGUAGUAUCAGUGGGAGCGAAAACAGAAUUUAUGCCAAGAAAGACUCAACCUCUGCCGCCGCUACUGCCACUGCCACCCCAACUACUAAUGGUAUAGACAAGGAAAGCAACAAAAAUGUCUAUCACAGCAAAGACACCACCAGGUCCAUGACCACCACUGGUCUAUGGAGUGCUGUUUCUGAAAAGAUCAAUAAAUGCACAAGCGAUAGCGAACUUCUUCAUGGGAAGGAUGCCGGGUACAAGCAUCUUAAUAACAGGAUCAACAUCAACAGGAUCAACAUCAGAGGAAGCAACAACAAUAGACAUGCUGGCGAUGCUGGAAGUUUAGUGGCUUCACGACUUGGCUUCUCUCCUGAUAGCGUUCUUCAAGUUGUAGGCUGCAGUAGCUCCUGCCUCAACUACAGAAAUGACGUAGAAACUGAAUUGCAGAGAUGCAGAAGAACUGAUGGCAAGAAAUGGCGUUGUGGCGCGGACGUUGUACCCGAUCAAAAGUACUGUGAGCGGCACUUGCACAGAGGCUCAAAGAAACUCGCUGUGGUGGCUGAGCCAGUAAGAGUCACCUCGGCUCUUCUUCCUCUUGGUAUUUACCAUGCUACUUCCCUUGCAAUACCCCAAAAGGAAAGUGGUUACAUAAACUUGAACACCGAUCUCUCCAUAUCAAUCACAGCAAGUCCUCAGCAAAUGGCCAACGAGGAAAAAAGUAAUACUAGUAGCAGCAGCGAUGCCAACAACAUCAGUGAUGAAAAUGGUAGUGUUUCUCACCUGUUGGCUCUAUCUCCAUAAAACUAUCUUGAGCUUAUUGGCAGUGACUGGAAAAUUCUUUAUCUGCAUGCUUUAACAAAUUGACUGGAAUUUGUGGGUGUCACGUUGUGAAUUGAGUUAGGCUCCAGGUAAGUAUUCUGUAAUUGUUGGUAGUUUAGUCCAUUCCAUGGUUCAACUGUUUGAAAAUGUUGUCUGGGAUUUUACUGAAGUUCUGGUGUUUCUUUC
Messenger RNA from Rhododendron vialii, 1614 nucleotides. RefSeq names its product growth-regulating factor 9-like. The transcript is spliced from 4 exons. Gene Ontology annotation, biological process: developmental process; DNA-templated transcription. The coding region runs from base 382 to 1410 and encodes 342 amino acids. NCBI's taxonomy places the organism in Eukaryota, Viridiplantae, Streptophyta, Magnoliopsida, Ericales, Ericaceae. The record is from RefSeq and is a predicted model, not a curated record. Gene Ontology annotation, cellular component: nucleus.